UUCGCUGCGACUUCGAGCGGCGGUUGUGGCGGCCGCGACGUCGCUGCGAACCAUGUCGCCGCGCCCUCCUCCUCCUCCACCGCAAGGGAGUCUCACCAAGAACCGCCGGAUGAGCAGCAAGAAUGGGGCGGAGCGGUCGGCCUACUUCGCCAGGAGGGAGGCGGCGAGGGUGCUGCGGCGCGUGCUCCAAGGCGACGAUGCCCGCCGCGCCACCGCCUCCAUCAAGUCCCUCGUCUACUCCCCCUCCGUCCGCAAUAAGAGGGCCACCUUCGCCCUGGUCUGCCAGACCCUCAAGUAUCUUCCGAUUCUUAAAGAUGUUUUAGCUGCAACUAGUAUACUGAAUAGAAAGUGGAAGAAGCAGGAGGAACUAAUAUAUGUUACUGCAUAUGAUAUUCUCUUUGGCCAGCAAACUGCAGUGAUGGGUGAUGUCGAGAAUUUUCUUAUACUUCAUAAAGAUUCACUUCAGACUGCAUUAGCACGAAAUUCUGCUAGACAUAAAGUUAAGAAAAUCGAAGACAUGCUCCAAAAGAAUGAUGUUAGAGUCACUAAACCUCGGUAUAUACGUGUCAAUACACUCAAAGUGGAUGCAGAGUCUGUUAUACGAGAGUUAGAGAAAUCUAAUUUUGCGGUCUCAAGAGAUGACACUAUCCCGGAUGUGUUAGUUCUUCCAUCUGGCAUUGAUUUGCAUGAUCAUCCUUUGGUUCUAAAUGGAAGUAUCUUCCUGCAGGGCAAAGCAAGUUCAAUGGUGGCUAUUGCAUUAAGUCCUAAACCAGGUUGGAAGGUUCUUGAUGCUUGUGCGGCUCCAGGAAACAAAACUGUCCAUCUUGCUGCACUUAUGAGGGGAAAGGGUAAAAUUAUAGCUUGUGAGUUUAAUGCGGAAAGGGUUAGAAUUUUAGAAAAGACUAUUCGACGGUCUGGAGCACCUAAUGUGGACAUUGUUAAUGGCGACUUUUUGGACAUAAAUACCAGUGACCCUGUGUUCAAAGAGGUUCACGCUAUUCUGUUGGAUCCUUCAUGCUCUGGAUCUGGAAUUUCAGCUGAAAGAUUAGAUUACCUUCUUCCAUCAUACAAAAAAGGUGAUGAUGCUGAUGCUUGCAACAGUGAGAGAGUAAAAAAGCUCGCUGCUUUUCAAAGAAAGGCUCUUUUGCAUGCACUGUCUUUUCCUGCAGUUGAACGUGUUGUGUAUAGCACAUGCUCAGUUCAUCAAACCGAGAAUGAGGAUGUAAUUAAAUCAGUCCUCCCUCUUGCAACCUCGCUCAACUUUGAACUUGCAACUCCUUUCCCACUGUGGCCUCACCGUGGCCGGCCAGUCUUUGAAGGUGCUGAACACUUGCUUAGGACUGAUCCAGCAGAAGACACGGAAGGGUUCUUUAUUGCAUUAUUUGUCAAGAAAUGUAACUCUGCUAACAAUAAGUUAUCGAGGAGAACAGUCCCUGGAAAGAGCAUGCCAUCUUUGUCGACGAAGUUUAUGAGAGGGGCCAGAUGUAAGCCUUACCCUUUCUGUAAAAUGUCAGCUAUGUGGUUAUAUAAACAUUUGGCAAAGCAAAGGACUAGGAAAAGCGGCCAUCUGAGGCGAAUGACGCAGAAAGGGUAAUUGGACCUGCCAAUGUUAUAUCUGUAUUUGAAUAUGGUUAAAGAGGCAGAAGGUAGAUUACUAUGUCUGAUAAAUACUAAUGUUUGUUGUUAGUUACAACCCGAUCUUUCUUCUCUUUUAAUCGCAGGUUAUUACUUGCUAUAGUGGAGCAACA
This is a messenger RNA of Musa acuminata subsp. malaccensis (wild Malaysian banana), 1748 nucleotides long. Its product is annotated as 25S rRNA (cytosine-C(5))-methyltransferase NSUN5. Gene Ontology annotation, cellular component: nucleolus. The record is from RefSeq and is a predicted model, not a curated record. Lineage: Eukaryota; Viridiplantae; Streptophyta; Magnoliopsida; Zingiberales; Musaceae. Gene Ontology annotation, molecular function: RNA methyltransferase activity. Gene Ontology annotation, biological process: rRNA base methylation.